This is a messenger RNA of Vicia faba (fava bean), 2175 nucleotides long. The record is from the annotation of a GenBank genome assembly. NCBI's taxonomy places the organism in Eukaryota, Viridiplantae, Streptophyta, Magnoliopsida, Fabales, Fabaceae.
AUGAUCACAAAUCAUCCACUCCUAAUCCUUUUAUUAUCCCUAAUCUUUCUCCCACUAGUUAAUUCUCAAGUUAAUUACCGAUACUGCAACCGAACAUGUGGUUCAUCCGAACCCUCCCCUUAUCCAUUCGGAUUCUCUUCCGGCUGCGAAAUUCGCCUCAACUGCACCAUCGACGGUGGAAUCUUCAUCGGUGAAUUCCCAAUCCAAACAAUAACCUCCAAUAGUAUAAUAGUAAACAUCAAAGCACAAUGUAAUCGUCCAUUUGAAAAGUUCCACCAGCUCUUCAGCCACAAAUACGCACCUACUUCCCGAAACGUGAUUCUGUUACAGAACUGCACGGAUAAUCUCUUGCCUUGUUCUAUACCGGAGACUCUGCUUCCGAAUCGAUUCGAAUCGGAAUCUAACGGCUGCGGUGACAUCUCCGGUAGCGGCGGUGGAAAAUUGAGUUGUUAUUUUGAAAAUAAUACGAGGCGUUUCGUGGAUGAGAAAAGGUUGGAGCGAAUCGGGUGUGAGUACUUUAUGUCUUCUAUAUCAACGGACAAUUUGAGGAAGAAUUUGGAUUCGGCGGUUUCUUUGGAAGUGGCUACGAUUGAGCUUGGAUGGUGGCUUCACGGAGAUCGGUGUCUUUGUUCUGAUCAUGCUAAUUGUACUGAAAUUGAGUCGCCGAUUGAUGGAAAGCUAGGGUUUCGGUGUGGAUGUAAGGAAGGAUUUGUCGGCGAUGGUUUUUUGGCCGGAAAUGGAUGCCGGAAAGCCUCCUCACCAACAUGCAAUCCAACAAAAUACAUGUCCGGAAGAUGUGGAGGAAGAGCUAGGUUCAUUGUCUUAAUUGGAGGGUUUGUUUUUGGUGUUUCAAUGAUGAUUACUCUGGGUUCAGUAUGUUGUUACUUUCGCCGACGCACCAAAUUGAGAAUCACAAAGAGCACAAAAAGACGCUUCACCGAAACUACUAACAAUUACAGCAUUCCUAUCUAUCCCUACAAAGACAUUGAAAAAGCCACAAAUAGUUUCUCAGAGAAACAAAGGUUGGGAACCGGUGCAUAUGGUACAGUUUAUUCUGGAAAACUAUACAAUGAUGAAUAUGUCGCCAUCAAAAGAAUAAAACACAGGGACAAUGAAAGCAUUGAACAAGUCAUGAAUGAGAUCAAGCUAAUUUCCGCUGUUAGUCACCCGAAUUUAGUGCACUUGUUGGGCUGUUCCAUUGAAUAUGGAGAACAAAUCUUGGUGUAUGAGUUCAUGCCUAAUGGAACACUGAGUCAACAUUUGCAAAGAGAAAGAGGAAAUGGACUUUCAUGGCCUGUUAGACUCAAAAUUGCAACAGAAACAGCACAAGCCAUAGCUCAUCUUCAUUCCGCAAUUAGUCCACCUAUUUACCAUAGAGAUAUCAAAUCAAGUAACAUACUUUUGGACCGCAAUUUCGGAUCCAAAGUAGCAGAUUUCGGGCUUUCUAGGCUAGGAAUAACAGAAAUAUCUCAUGUUUCAACUGCGCCACAAGGAACCCCUGGCUACGUCGACCCACAAUAUCAUCAAGAUUUUCACCUUUCUGAUAAAAGCGAUGUAUAUAGCUUCGGUGUUGUUCUUGUUGAGAUCAUAACAGGACUAAAAGCAGUUGAUUUUUCUCGUCCUCAUAAUGAAGUUAACUUGGCGUGUCUUGCUGUUGACAGAAUCAGAAAAGGGCUGUUAGUUGAUAUUAUAGACCCAAUAAUAUUUCUUGAUCCCCAAGCAAGCCAUGAUGGGUGGACACUUUCCUCCAUACACAAGAUAGCUGAGGUGGCAUUUAGAUGUCUUGCAUUUCACAGGGAUAUGAGGCCUUGUAUGACAGAAGUAGCAACUGAGUUAGAGCAACUAAGGUUGAAUGAUAGGAACUCUUUCGAAGAAAACAACUCCAUUAUAGCUUCAAUAGAUCACAUACCUUCAUGCUCUUCUUCUAGCGAAAGUGAGAAGCCUUUGAGUACCACUGCAUUGAAGAACGCCGCGCCUAAGGAUAAAGGUCAUCUUAACCUCGAGACUAGACCCGUUUCUUUUAAGUCGAUUGGUAGGCUCAAUAGUAGCUCACCGGUUUCGGUUCAAGACCCAGACCCAUGGUUUAGUGAGCAGAGUUCUCCUUCGUCAAGUAGUUUCCCCAGCAAGUCAUUUGAUCACGGAUCAGACUCAUAUGGUCAACAAACUAGUUUGUAG